Molecule: messenger RNA, 1369 nt
Organism: Coregonus sp. 'balchen'
Lineage: Eukaryota; Metazoa; Chordata; Actinopteri; Salmoniformes; Salmonidae
Source: the annotation of a GenBank genome assembly
CUCCCCAUGCGGUGUGAGUCAACAGGAAAUGUGAGUGUUGCACAUAUAAAGGACCUCUCGUGGCUACUCACUCUUCGUUACAGAAACGACUACUUGAAGCUGACAAAACCUACUGUAUGGUGGUCAGACGGGAACACAGCGACUUACUACCGAGUCACAGACUGCUGCAGUGUAAACGAGCUAUAAAUCACAAAACAGAGAGUAAAAGGUAAAAUGAACUAUUUUUCACUAUCCAUUUAUUUGAUCAUUAGUGACAUAGGCCUACCAUUUCGUCUUACGCGUAAAUCUUAAUGUCAUUUUUUGUUAUUUAAAUUGUAUUUACAUUGUAUUUACGUUUUGUUAAUUUCCUGCAGUGUUGUAAUCCAGCUCAUCAUGGUGGACCUGCUGGCUUUCACGCAAGAGAACAGAGAGCGGAUCCAGGCAGUGGAGAACUCCUUUGGCCCCUCUGGGAAGCCCCUGUUCAGACCUGGCCGGAUCUUGAUAGGCGAGGGGCGGCUGAUGAAGCUGUGUCGACGCCGCCCCCAGCCCAAAGUAUUUUACUUGUUUAAUGACAUCCUGGUGUACGGUAGUAUCAUCCUUCAUGGACGCUGGCACAAGAACCAGCAGGUAAUCUCCUUGGAGGAUAUCCAGCUAGAGGACCUGGAGGACGGGGUCAGCAUGGAGAACCAGUGGCUGAUCCGCACCCCACGGAAGUCCUUCUAUGUGGCAGCUGCCUCUGCUGAGGAGAAGCGUGCCUGGAUGGAGCACAUCGAGGACUGCAGGUCCAAGCAGCUGCAGCAUGCCGGCUGCCAGCCCGGGUGCACCUUCGCCACCACAUGGAUCCCUGACCGGGCGUCCGCCAUCUGCAUGCGCUGCACUAAAACGUUUCGGGUCAACAAACGUCGCCACCACUGUCGUCGCUGCGGCUUCGUCGUCUGCAACGCCUGCUCCAAGAACCGGGCCGUGAUCCGCCACAUCUCUACUAAGCCUGUGAGGGUGUGUCGACUGUGCCACCUCAGUCUCCAGGACCAGGGGGAGCAGACCCUGGCCCAGGAUGAGGUGCGUCUACGGGGGGACAGUGAUGGGAGGGACUGCUCUGAUGAAUACAACCUGCUCAUGCCUGAGUGCAAGGCGCCCAGUGAUGAUGAGGCAGAUGAGCAGGUAGAGGACUAUGCACCAAACCAGUGGGUUGUGUCUCAGAUAAACUCUUGGUCCCCAUAUGUCUAUUUAAAACCAGACCAUCAAAGUCCCAAUUUCACUGGAUUGUCAAGUCACUUGACUUGACUUUUGGGAAAUGUGAGAGGACACUGAAAAGUAUUUACUGAAUGAGUAUGUGGCUGAAAGAGUGCCACAUUUGUUUUGUUAGUUUUGUUUUAGUCAUUUAGCAGAU